CAAAUCUUUGCUGAAAAUCUGUACCAUGACAGAUAAAUCUGUACAUGUGGCAACGCUGCCUGGAACUUCCCUCACCGAACGAGUCAAUCCGCGGCGGCCCGAGUACGGCCGAAGUGAUGGAAACCGACACGGACCUGUUGAUGCCCGUGCCGGAAGAGUCCCUACUUUCCGGAAAAGUACCCCGGCAAUGUGUGCGCCCAGUGCGCGCUCGGCGAACGCAGCCAGCUGGGCCAGGACGAAAUGCUACGGAUCAAGAACAGUGUCGAAGCGACGAUGGCGGCCGCGCUGUAGUCCUAGGAAGACGACGAGGGAUUCUCCGGGAGCAGUCCCAGUCAGGGGGACAAACGGGCAGCGGUGGUAGUGUCCUCACGCUCGGAAUAUCGCCGCUGCUGAGCAGCAACAAACGACAGAAAGGAUUGAACGUAACGCAAGUUCAAACCCAAUUAUCAACGCCGAGUACGUGAUUGAGCUGGAGAAGAUCGGCACACUGAGGUGGAGUUCGCCUCGAUCGAGAACGGCGGAUACUUUUACACUCAUCGGUCGUGUGCCAGCUGGUCGUGUGGCGUGGGCCUUGGCGCGGCCACGGGGACGCUCAGCAACCUGGAGGAGGCCGUGGCGCAGGCCUUAAGCAAAAUGUGCUACUUUUGCUCGCGCUAGGGGGCGAGCUUAGUGUGCAAGAUGUCCUGUCCAAAAAUGUUCUACUACCCGUGCAUCUACCACUACCCCGGCACUACCACGGAACGUGACGUCGAUUACGAAGUACGGCUGGAAGUGCCGGUGCUGUCGGGUUUGUUUUGAUUGGGG
This is a messenger RNA of Culex quinquefasciatus (southern house mosquito), 804 nucleotides long. RefSeq lists its product as uncharacterized. NCBI's taxonomy places the organism in Eukaryota, Metazoa, Arthropoda, Insecta, Diptera, Culicidae. The transcript is spliced from 3 exons. The record is from RefSeq and is a predicted model, not a curated record. The coding region runs from base 45 to 464 and encodes 139 amino acids.